Molecule: messenger RNA, 2895 nt
Organism: Xiphophorus hellerii (green swordtail)
Lineage: Eukaryota; Metazoa; Chordata; Actinopteri; Cyprinodontiformes; Poeciliidae
Gene: srrt
Product: serrate RNA effector molecule homolog (Arabidopsis)
Exons: 20
Coding region: 77-2710 (877 amino acids)
Biological process (GO): primary miRNA processing; mRNA processing
Cellular component (GO): nuclear body
Source: RefSeq, a predicted model, not a curated record
AUGGCGAUAUUUUUACUGGUAUUGUCGAAAGUGAUUUCCUGUUACACAAGACUGCGAGACCGAGCAGGAAAAAGAGAUGGGAGACAGCGACGAUGAAUACGAUCGCAGGAGAAGAGACAAAUUCAGACGGGAGAGAAGUGAUUAUGAUCGCUCCAGAGAAAGAGAGGAUCGACGCAGAGAUGACUGGAAUGACAGGGAGUGGGACAGGGGCAGGGAGCGUCGGAGCCGCGGUGAAUACAGAGAUUAUGACCGUGGUCGCAGGGAGAGAUUUAGCCCGCCCAGGCACGACAUGAGCCCCCAGCAGAAACGCAUGAGAAGAGACUGGGAUGAUCAUGGAGGUGAUCCUUACCGUGGGGGAUAUGAUUUGGGCUACGGCGGUGGAGGAGGGCCAAGCUAUGGGCCACCGCAGCACUGGGGCCAUCCUGAUCUCCACCUGAUGCAGCCUCAUCAGGGCAUCCCCAUCCAGGCGAGACUCGGGAACAUCCAUGACAUGGAUUUGGGUCCACCUCCUCCGAUAAUGAAAAACUUUAAAGAGUUCCUGCUGUCCCUGGACGACUCAGUGGACGAGACUGAAGCUGUCAAACGCUACAAUGAGUACAAGAUCGACUUCCGUCGGCAGCAGAUGCAGGACUUCUUUUUGGCUCAUAAAGAUGAGGAGUGGUUCAGAUCCAAAUACCACCCGGACGAGGCCAGCCGGCUGAAGGCAGAGGCUCAGAGAGCUAUCUGCAAUCGUCUGAACGUCUUUAUGUUCCUGAUGGAGAACGGCUGGUUUGAGAACGUUUCCCUGGACAUUGAGCAGACUCCUGCUAUCAUCAAGGUGCUGGACGCAGCUGUGAUAAAGAUGGAAGGAGGGACUGACCACGACCUCCGCAUUUUGGACAUGCCGCCAGAAGAAGAAGAAGAAAGGGAAAAGUCCUCGUCUGUUUUAGCUGGAGGAGAGGCUCAGAGGAGGGAAGAGCUGAAAACAGCCGACAGAGAGCACAAGCCCUCGGGGGAGAAAAACAAAACUGAGAAGGAGGACAGCGACUUUCCCAGCGGAGACCGAGACGCCGCCGCAGACGGACAGGACAGGAAGCAGGAGGCAGAGAAAGAAUCUGUCAGAGAAGAAAUGCCUGAACCUAAGAAGGCAAGAAGAAAGAGGAAGCGUAGCGGGGACAGCGACGACGAAGCGAGCGCCUCUGAGAGCGAGUCUGACUCCGACUCCGACUCCAAUUCCGACUGCUCUGACAAACCAGAGAAGAAGGAGGAAGUGCAAGACAAGGAUGACGAAGAAGAGGAGGGAGAAGAAGACAAACCGAAGGAAACCUCUGAGGAGGAGAAGAAGGAAGAGAAAAAACCCAAAGACGACUCGCCCAGACCACGACCGCUGCACAAGACUUUCUCCCUGUUCAUGAGGAGCAUCGCUCCCUCCAUCUCCAAGGCUGAGAUUAUUGCUCUUUGCCGGCGAUAUCCUGGGUUUCUGCGCGUUUGCCUUUCUGACCCUCAUCCAGAGCGCAGGUUUUUCAGGCGUUGCUGGGUGACCUUUGAUCGCAGUGUCAACAUCAAGGAAAUCUGUUGGAACCUCCAGAAUAUACGCCUCAGAGACUGCGAACUGGCACCAGGCGUGAACAGGGAUCUGGCUCGGAGGGUCCGCAACGUGAACGGCAUCACUCAGCACAAACAGGUGCUCCGCAACGACAUCAAGCUGGCUGCCAAGCUUAUCCACGCUUUGGACGAAAAGGGCGAUCUGUGGAGCAGCAAAACUCAGGGCGCUCAAAGCACCGAGUUGCAGGCUCAGAACCCCAUCUUGAAGAAUAUCACUGAUUACCUGAUUGAGGAGGUGAGCGCUGAGGAAGAGGAGCUCCUGGGGUCUAGCAGUGGAAUGGAUCCAGACGAGGGCGCUAAGGAGGGAAAUCCUGCCGAGAUAACUGUGGAGAAGGAUGAUAAAUUAGCCAAGGUUUUGGACCGUUUGCUCUUAUAUCUGCGGAUUGUGCACUCAGUUGAUUACUACAACACCUGUGAAUACCCCAGUGAGGACGAAAUGCCUAAUCGCUGUGGGAUGGUCCAUGUUCGCGGCCCAGUUCCUCCUAACCGUAUAACGCACGGAGAAGUGCAACAGUGGGAAAAAGUGACGGAGGAAAAGUUGAUGCCUUUAUUUAGUUUAAAGGAAAUCCUCUCUGAGGAAGAGGCAACGAAGAUGGGUCGUAAGGAUCCCGACGAUGAGGUGGAGAAAUUUAUAUCUGCAAACACUCAGGAGCUGGGAAAGGACAAAUGGCUCUGCCCUCUUAGCGGCAAGAAAUUCAAGGGUCCGGAGUUUGUACGGAAGCACAUCCUGAACAAACACGGGGAGAAAAUUGAAGAAGUUAAAAAGGAGGUUGUGUUUUUCAACAAUUUCCUCAUGGAUGCUAAAAGACCGUCACUGCCAGAGAUUAAACUUCCACCUCUUCCUGUCCCUGGCCAAGGCUUGCUUUCUCCCACGCUGCCAUUUCCUCCUCAAGGCCCUCAGGGUCCAAUGGGCUUUGGUCAGCCUCGUCCACCUCUGAUGGGCUAUGGUGGUGCUCCACCUUACCCACCUAAUCAGUUUGGAGGAGGCAGAGGAAACUAUGACAACUUCCGUGGACAAGGUGGCUACCUGGGUAAGCCGCGAAACAUCAGAAUGUCCCGGGGAGAUCCACGAAAUAUAAUUGAGUAUCGUGACCUAGACGCACCGGAUGAUAUGGACUUCUUUUAGAAGGUUAAACUGUUUUUUUUUUCCCCCCCUUGCUUUUUACUUGUGUUCUGUUCGGCCUGUUUUUUCUUUCCUUUUUUUGUAGGAAUUACAGUAUUUACUUUCUUAAAUAUUUCAUUUUGUGAUCAUUGUGCAACGCUAUGAAACUCCUGUAAACUGAUCAUCAAUAAAAUUGUGUUCAAAAAAAA